Molecule: messenger RNA, 2703 nt
Organism: Stegostoma tigrinum
Lineage: Eukaryota; Metazoa; Chordata; Chondrichthyes; Orectolobiformes; Stegostomatidae
Product: protein downstream neighbor of Son-like
Exons: 9
Coding region: 77-2020 (647 amino acids)
Biological process (GO): nuclear DNA replication
Cellular component (GO): nucleus
Source: RefSeq, a predicted model, not a curated record
CGCGGUGCAGGCUGGGAUGUGAGUUCCACACUGACCCUCCUCCCCUUCCCCAGACCCAGGCCAGUUCCCGGUGACCAUGGUGGGCACCUACUGUUGUGUGCCGGGCUGCUUCAACAACACACUCAAGAACAAGGAGCUCUCCUUUCACGUCUUCCCCAAGGACGAGACGCUGCGCGGCGUUUGGAUCAGAAACCUGUCGCGCUUGGACGAGAGAAAAUUCAGCGUGUGGCAGCCCAAAACCCAUCACAAAGUCUGCGACGCCCACUUUGCUGGAGGCAAGAAGACCUACAUGAACAAUGUGCCCAUCGUCUUCCCCGUGAAGGUCGAGAGGUCCCGCAAGAAGGAGCAGGCCAGGCUCCUGCUGCUGGGUGCCAAGAUUACCCCACCAGGCCAGCUGUCACAAGAUGGAAGUCAAUUUAACUAUCCCCAGAAUGUCUUGACAUUUCAUAAGAGGGCAAAACAGAAGUAUGGGCAGAGACAACAGAAGGAUUUUCCAAAAAGAACCAAAGUACCUUUUACUAGCUCCACAGUUCCAAAGAAAGGAUCAGUUGUAGCAUCUCUAUCACUGAAUCAUCAAGAGGGUGAUGAUGAAAAAGCUCGAUUUGAAGCUGCACAGACCCUGCUGGAUAUCUUUAAAGUUAACUCAAGCUAUGAAGGUGUUCAAAUGACCACUGUUUGUGAAGCACUGCAACAAAUAAAUGAAAAACUAAAUACAGAAAUUGCUGGGUUGAAAGAUGAGCAUCGGUAUCUAAAGGCAGAAUAUAAUCAAAUCAGUGGGGAGCUGAAAAGAUUUAAAGAUGGUGAAUCCAGAUGUUGCACUCAGUUUCCAACAUAUUCAACAAUUCCACGGCUGCAGACCAAAGCUUCAGCUGAAUGUAGCCCAGAUCAGCCUAGUGUUUACCCAGACACACCUACUGACUGGAGUAUUAAAACAAGAGUCCUGAUUACCUCACCUACUCCAUUCUCCUGGGCAAAAUCAAGUAUCAAGUUGUUACCAGGAAUGGGAUCCAUUCACAGAACAGCAAUAAAAGCUGAUGAUUUUUAUAUUAAACAGGAACCUGAUGAUAGCCCUACUUUAAAAUGUGCCUUCCAGCAGAGUCUGAAAUACUGGAUGUAUCCCAGGCUACCCUGGCUGCAACUUUUUCCAAGAAUUGGUGUUGAUAGUGUAUCAGUUGAUGAUGGUUUACAGUGGUCCCCGGAUUACAAGAUACAGAAUAUUUUAAUGAAAGACUGGUUGUCAUCCUGUAGCUCACUCUUUGACCUCCUACAGUCCGGACAUUGCCCUUUCUUUUACAUCUGUACAUACCAAUUCACAGUGCUUUUCAAGGCUGCUCAGAAAUCCAGAAGAGAAUCAAUUUCGGCCUUGUUGUACCCAGCAAAUGUGGAAGUUCUAGAAGCGAUGAGAUUGUCAGAAGUUGUGUUCUCAACAUAUUUAGUUGAGAAUUCUCAGGAAAAUGUUCAUGUGAACCUUUCUUCACCACAUGGAUGUGGGUCAGUACAUCUUACACCAGCUCAUUUGAAUUAUAUCAAAAACAUUAAAAAAACUAUUGACUCACAUGCACAGAAGUCUUUUCCACCCAUAAAGACAGAACCUCAGGAAGAAAUUCCAACAGCUGAAUCAUCCGAAUGCUAUCUACACCAGCGAUAUCAGGAUAUGCAGCUGAAAUUCCUGGUCGUAGUUGAAGGAUCCUACACAGAAUCCUUAAUCACUUUUCUAAUGAACUCAUCACAUAUAGUCGCACAAGAGGGUGUACAGAGAGGGUUGCCACCCACACUGCUUUGCCCUGUGGCCUUUCCCGGAGCAGCUUUACAGUUGCUUCAGGUUUCUAAUACUUGUGGAAAAGUCCAGAGUUGCCACGGUCCUUUAGACUCUUACAGCUUGGAGAUCACAGGUCCCAUUCUUCCACACUGUAUGGACUAUAUCAAUCAUAUUCUGCAGUGCAACAAGUAUGGUGUAACAUUGAAUGUUGUUAAUGUCCAUGAGUGCACUGCCGUCUUCAAUGUUCAUUUAUCUAAUUAAUCAAAAUCGAAACACUAUACAUUUGUUGUCACCACUAUGUCAUAAGUAGUUAUACUGUUGUGAAUCUCCAGUAAGCAGUUCUGCAUUUCUUCCGAACUCAAAUCAUUGCCCUAUGUCCAAGCUACUCUCUCAAAGCUGUGGGAAUUGUAACAAAAAAAAAGUAUAUUUUUAAAUAAGUGUUCAUACCCACAAUUUAACUGUUGUAACAAUCCUACAGGUGUAGAUUUGUCAUGCAAGUAAGCUUGGCUUUGAAGAAUUUGUUUUAACGUUUCCAUUUCAGUCAAGAAUUGUCUCUUGUGUCCUUACUUAGCAGCCAUUUCAUUCAUUGAUACUCAAUUAUUUUGUGAACAUUAACUACACAAUUAUUGUUAAAGUACAUUUUUCUGCAUCUGGCAUAAUACUGAUCAGUGUUGUGAAUAUAUAUGUAUAUAUUCCUUUUAUAUCUAAUUUGAUUAUGGCAAUAUAAUGUACUGAGUUAUAUUUAUAUUGUGUAUUAACCAUUGACUGACAGGGAAAAAACGGUCUUAGCAAAGUCUGGGUGCAGUGCAGGGAAUCCUACUAUUUGCAAUUAUGUUGCAUUAAGUUAACUGUUACAUAUUUGGAGAUUAAAAAUAAAUGUUAUCUAUAUUUGGUGCUCGAUAAUCUUAAAUGGUAUCAGUUGUAAUAAACAAAUAUUAAUUAUA